Dicentrarchus labrax (European seabass) is the source of this 1341-nucleotide messenger RNA. Its product is annotated as serine protease 1. Gene Ontology annotation, molecular function: serine-type endopeptidase activity. Lineage: Eukaryota; Metazoa; Chordata; Actinopteri; Moronidae. Gene Ontology annotation, biological process: proteolysis. The transcript has 6 exons. Bases 115 to 888 code for a protein of 257 amino acids. The record is from RefSeq and is a predicted model, not a curated record.
ACCCCAUUUUUAAAGGGUCUCUUCAACCAACAUAUUUCUUCACCUACCUCUGGAGACCAUGCAUAUGGAUAUUGCAUUAUUUGCCAUGGAUAUUUAUGCCACCACCCUAACACAAUGGAGAUGAAGAUGAACCUGGCUCCGUCCUGUCACCUCUCACUGCUCCUGCUGCUUGUUGUAAACUUAAAAGGUGUGUAUGGGAACAGAAUCAUCGGGGGUGAGGAGGUACAACCCUACUCAAUCAAGUAUCAAGCCUCCCUCCGGUUUAUGGAAUACCACUUCUGUGGAGGCACCCUCAUCCACCCACAGUGGGUGGUGUCUGCUGCCCACUGCUGGAGACCGAGUCACAUGAUCCAAGUGGUCCUGAGUGAGCACAGCAUUCUCAAGGUGGAGGGCUUCGAGCAGACGUUCAAUGUCUCCUUAAUUGUCAGGCACUACCAGUACCAAUACUGGACAUUUGACAAUGAUAUCAUGCUGCUUAAGUUGGACCGUCCAGCCGUCAUCAACUCCAUGGUCGAGCCAGCCACUUUGCCAAACCUAAACUCACCCCCCCUGGCCGGCCUCACCCGGUGCACAGUCAGCGGCUGGGGUGUGACCUGGCUCAACAGCUACAGCCUGUCACCCGUACUGAGGUCUGUGGAUGUGGACAUCUUUUCCAACUGCUGGUACUACUACUACUUCAGGAUCACAGAGAACAUGGUCUGUGCUGGCUCUCUCUUCGGUGGGAAAGACUCUUGUCAGGGUGACUCAGGAGGACCUCUCAUUUGUAACGGUAAAUUUGAAGGCAUUGUAUCUUGGGGCAUCGGCUGCGCCUAUGCGUACUACCCUGGUGUCUACACCAAAGUCAGAAACUACCUUGGAUGGAUCAACUGGGUCACCCAGAACAGCUAAUGAGACUCCUAAUAACAAGCUCCACUGUGGUGAAGAUUUGAAUGGACCCAAAGACCUUAUGGAUAUUUUUUUGUUGUCUUUUAUACAAUGCUUUUAUAUAAACAUGAUUUUUUAUUUACUAAGAAAAAUGUAUCUGUAACAUUCACCCCAUGAGUGUGAACUCAUUAUAGCACACACAGGUACACAGUGAAGUGACUAUCAUAUCCACUUAGUGACCGAGAGAGAAGACUCAGGUUAUUAUAAAAAAAUAAACCAAGUCUGACAUACAUUAUGUAUGCAACUAAAUGCACUUUGCAUUGUAUAGUUAAUCUAUAUAGUUUUUAGUGUUUUCCAUAAAAAAACAUGGCACACAUCCGUUUCAGGGAUCAUUUUGGUCUUUGGAGCCUCUUUUCUCCACUGACUCAGAUCUUAAAGAGAAGCUGGACCAAGCAAUAAAGAUGCAUAUUUUCACAA